Molecule: messenger RNA, 180 nt
Organism: Dovyalis caffra
Lineage: Eukaryota; Viridiplantae; Streptophyta; Magnoliopsida; Malpighiales; Salicaceae
Source: the annotation of a GenBank genome assembly
AUGGCGUGCGUGAUUAGGUUAUGCAAAGAUCGAUUCAAGAUCAUGAGGGCAGAGAAAAUUGAGCUGAUAACAAGGACAAAGAGGGUGGCACCUAAUUACGGAAAAUCUUUUGAGAUUUUGUGUCACCGAUGUGAAAGGAACAAGGGAAAAGCCCCCACAAAGCAGAGAUGGAUGGACUAA